Messenger RNA from Cuscuta campestris, 966 nucleotides. The record is from the annotation of a GenBank genome assembly. Lineage: Eukaryota; Viridiplantae; Streptophyta; Magnoliopsida; Solanales; Convolvulaceae.
AUCUAAUUUGAGGAAGUAAUGUUUCGUUCAAAGCGUACCUUUGAAGAGUAUCAGCACUUGCUUGAAAACGAAGGCGGAGCUCCAAACGACUUUACUGUGCAUGAUAUAGAUGAAACUUAUAGUGAAGAGGAUAAUCACUACAAUCAUGAUUAUGGAGAUGAUGAUGACUCUGAUGUCGUCUUUGAUUUGGAUCCAUCUCUUAUACCCGUACCUGAAGGGUUUAAUGACGAUGAAGAAGUGUUGACCAUAGAUGCUCAAGGAAACGUGAGUAAGCUUAGGGGACGAAUUACCGUAAAUGUGGUGAUUGGCUUGGAUGCUGGAACUAGAAUUCUAGUACCAAUGAACCAGCUUUUACAACCUCUUAAGAAAGCGGGAGGUCUGUUCAACCGAUUUGUAGCUGACAUUGCAAAGCGUCCUCGAUUUUGUCCUAUAAAUUAUAGUGAUUGGCAUGUUGUGCCUACAUUAUAUAAAAAUCGCAUAUUGGACUACAUAAAGAAAAAAUUUGUGUUGCCAUCCACCGAUUCAGCUAAAGACAAAAUUUUAAGCACUAUUGGGGAGAGGUUAAGAGGUGGCAAUGAGGGUCUUGUACGUCCGAAAGAUGUGGAUGACGCCAUGUGGGCUGGAUUUCUGACAUUGUCUUUUUCACCAGAUUUUGAGAAAAAGUCUCAACAUGGGAAGAAUGCUAGAGAAAAACUAACACAUUCUCACACUAAUGGAUCUGAAAGUUUUGCAAUUUCAUUCGAUAAGUUUGAAAGGAAGCAUAAACGGAAGCCAGGGCCAAUCGAGCGGUUCAUACAAACACAACACAGCCAUGGCUAUUAUUAAGAAAAAGACUGGAGAUUGUAACUUUUCAGAAGAAACAAGAGAGGCAGAAAAAUUUGCUCAUAAAAUAUUAAUGGGUCCUCAACCGGAAAAGGGAAAUGUGACAGGUCUAGGCCGUGGAGUUAAUGCGAAAGACCUACAUAA